AUGAAUACCCCAACAAGAUUUUUUUGUAAUGGUGGUAGCAAACUUUUAAAUAAUUUAGUUUUAAGUAGUCACAGUAAAAGAUUCAUUACAAAUAAUAAAAGAUUUAUAAAUAAUGCAUCAUCAUAUAUUGAUAAUUAUAAUAAAAGUAAUAAUAAAUUAUUUAUAAAUGAAAAUAGAAAUAAUCAAUUCAAACACCAAAAAAGAUAUAAAAGAGAUGAGGACUAUUUUAAUUAUUUGCCAAAGGAUGGCGGUAAAAGUGAAAGUGAAAGGUCAGUAUUUGCUUUGCUUGGUAUAGGGGCAAUUUGUUUAUUGGGAUAUGUACUUUAUGACAGUUUAGAGGAUAUGAUUAUUGAAAAUAUUAUGUAUAAUCAAACCAUUGCAGAGCUUCGAGCCAAUAAAAGUAUUAUUAAACUUUUUAAAGAGGAUUUUAGUGCUCAUGGUCUUGGUUUACGUUCACAAUUUUCAAUAAGAAGAAGUAUUCAAGAUCCAAGUAUAUAUCAUGUUUAUUAUAAUAUUAAAGGCUAUAGAGAUUUGGUUGGUCAUGUAGCAGGUAAAUUAAAAAGGGUUUCAAUGUUUGGUUUUGAAACUGAAAUGUUAAGGGUUGUAUAUGGCGAAGGAAAAGUUGUUUAUGUCAUUAGCGAGGAUAAGAAAUUUGUAAAAACUGUAUCAAAUAAAGUAAAAAAAAUGUUUUCAUCUAUAGUUCCAAAAUCAUCACCAAGCAAUGAUGGAGAUACCAACUAUACUCCAAACAAACCAAAACCUGAUGAACCAAAAACUCCACAAGAACCAAAUUUAGGAACUAAAAUUUCACAAUAUUACGAUGAUUUUUCAAAUUAUAUAUCCAAAGAAACACAAGAUUUAACAACAAAAAUUUCAGAGUUUACAAAUGAUAUAACAAAGAACACUUCAAAUGACAUUAAUAAUAAACAAGAGGAAAAGCCUCAGAGUAUAUUUUCAUCAAUUUCAAAAUAUUUUGGUUUAUCAAGCGACCCACCAAAAGAUAAAUAA
Dictyostelium purpureum is the source of this 1008-nucleotide messenger RNA. RefSeq lists its product as uncharacterized. Lineage: Eukaryota; Evosea; Eumycetozoa; Dictyosteliales; Dictyosteliaceae. The transcript has 2 exons. The coding region runs from base 1 to 1008 and encodes 335 amino acids. The record is from RefSeq and is a predicted model, not a curated record.